AUGGAGAACGAGAAGGGAGAAAUCGUCGAUCUCUACGUGCCCCGCAAAUGCAGCGCGACCAACCGCAUCAUCAAGGCCAAGGACCACGCCAGCGUGCAGAUCUCGGUGGGCAAGGUCGAUGAGAACGGCCGGUACACGGGCGAGAACCAGGUGUACGCGCUUUGCGGGUUCGUGCGGUCCCGGGCCGAGAGCGACGACAGCCUGAACCGGUUGGCGCAGAAGGACGGGUUCUUGAAGAAUGUCUGGAGUGCGCAGGCUACGAGAUGA
Fonsecaea erecta is the source of this 267-nucleotide messenger RNA. Its product is annotated as 40S ribosomal protein S21. Gene Ontology annotation, molecular function: structural constituent of ribosome. NCBI's taxonomy places the organism in Eukaryota, Fungi, Ascomycota, Eurotiomycetes, Chaetothyriales, Herpotrichiellaceae. The record is from RefSeq and is a predicted model, not a curated record. Gene Ontology annotation, biological process: endonucleolytic cleavage to generate mature 3'-end of SSU-rRNA from (SSU-rRNA, 5.8S rRNA, LSU-rRNA); translation; endonucleolytic cleavage in ITS1 to separate SSU-rRNA from 5.8S rRNA and LSU-rRNA from tricistronic rRNA transcript (SSU-rRNA, 5.8S rRNA, LSU-rRNA). Gene Ontology annotation, cellular component: cytosolic small ribosomal subunit; ribosome. Bases 1 to 267 code for a protein of 88 amino acids. The transcript is spliced from 2 exons.